AUGGCGGGGCAUCGGCCUGGGCGUCUCCGCCAGCUGGUGCUGCUGGGCUGGGGGGCGCUGCUGCUGGCUCACUGCUGGUCCUCCGUGCUGUCCCAGAUCCCCGAUCCCGAGCUCCUACCCACAGACCCCCCGAAGAAGCCCGACCCGGUCAACUCGGAGACGGUGGUCUUCUGGGGGCUGAGACUGUGGCAGGUCAUCGGCAUCUUCUCCAUGUUCGGUUUAACGGUUGUUAUCACGUUAUGCUGCAUCUUCAAAUGCCGAAUCCCCAGGACCAAGAAGGAGAUCGAGGCACGCAACGCCCAGAGACUGGCUGCUAAGUCCUACGCCGACACACUGGAGACUGUCCCCCCACUCAGUGAGCUGACCGAGAUCCCAGGGUCUGCGAAGGUGGUGGAGGAGGAGGUGGAGACGGUUGCCGGCAAGGUGGACGGCAAGGAAGGGAAGAAGGCCAAGAAAGGAAAGGAAGGGAAGGAAGGGAAGGAAGGGAAGGAAGGGAAGGAGGAGAAGGAAGAGAAGGAGGAUUCAGAGGAAGAAGGGAAGAAGAAGAAGAAGAAGAAGAAGAAGGCAGAGGACGAAGAGGACGGAGAGGAGGCUGAGAAGGGUGGAUCCAAGAAAGGAGGGGACAAAGGAGAAAAGGGAGACAAGGGAGGAGGUAAAGGCGGGGGGAAGGGCGGGGCCAAGAAAGGAGGUGCUAAAAAGUGA
This is a messenger RNA of Gadus chalcogrammus (walleye pollock), 702 nucleotides long. It is a transcript of the gene tmie, whose product is annotated as transmembrane inner ear. The coding region runs from base 1 to 702 and encodes 233 amino acids. The record is from RefSeq and is a predicted model, not a curated record. NCBI's taxonomy places the organism in Eukaryota, Metazoa, Chordata, Actinopteri, Gadiformes, Gadidae. The transcript has 4 exons.